CAAACCUCAACCUACCACAAGAGCAGAAAUGUCCGAGAAAGAGACGGCCACCAAGGCUGAAGCGGCUGAGGAGGAGUUAGAUGAUUGGUAGAGGCCCUGGAAGGUUGACGCCGAUGGUGAAGAUGGGCUAAUUUGCAAGGACAGGGAUCAGCGGAUUUUCAGCACUGGGUGCGCUGAAGAGCAAUUGCGGAUGAAUGAUUGUUACUAUGACAAGAAAGAUUGGCGAGUAUGUCGAAGUGAGAUGGAGGCAUUCAGAGAAUGUUGGAAGAGAAAUGGCAAUGAGCAGCGCACACAGUCUCGAGAUGUGGCAAAGCAAAAGUGACAAUUGAAUCAAUUCCAUGCUGCAUGCUGCUUUGAAGGGGCCUCAAGGAACCAUGUUCCAGACCAUCAGACUGCACCUGGGUCACGUGGGUUGGUGUUGGCAACGCGAUUCGAAAAGACUCUUUUGCAUUCAACUUCAGCCAACCUCAAUCGCAUCAAACAAGAGAUUUUGUAAGAAUAAUCCUGAUAUCUUGUACAAUAGAAAUCUCAAUUCUCUCCCACCGUUGUUUCUGUUGUACACCCAAGAAUCGCCUUCCUCCCAGACGUCAUGUCUUUAGCCUCGCGACUGUGCAGGCAGUGCAUGCGGUCCACGUUUCGCAGCCACCCUACCACUUCUCUCCCACGUCAAUCCCUUCACUCUUCAACCUCUCGCAGCGUCUAUACCGCAUCUCGGUCAUUCAAAGCCGAGCCUACUAUAGGGAAGGCUGCCUCACCUACGCCAACAGAAUCCACCACUCCCUCCUCAUCGCCAACCCCGGCCCUCGCUGACCAGCCCUUCAACCUCCAAGAAGAAGACCCAACGCACGUUGACUGGGCGACAUCGUUCCAUGGCCUUUCCGUACAACCAUUCUCCAAAGAAGCAGCAGAUGUCUUAUUAGCACCAAUUGUGGAACAUGACAUUGAGAUCAAGCCUGAUGGGAUCAUCUAUCUACCCGAGAUCAAAUAUCGAAGAAUCUUAAACAGGGCUUUUGGGCCAGGUGGCUGGGGUCUUGCACCAAGAAGCGAGACCAUUGUCACGGAAAAAUUAGUCACGCGUGAAUAUGCUCUACUUGCACAUGGAAGACUUGUCUCGAUUGCACGAGGGGAACAGGCUUACUUCAACAAGGAUGGAGUUUCUACAGCAUCCGAAGGAUGCAAGUCUAAUGCCAUGAUGAGGUGUUGCAAAGACCUCGGCGUCGCAAGUGAACUUUGGGAUCCUCGAUUCAUUCGAAAAUGGAAGUCAACGCACGCUCGCGAGGCUUUUGUGGAGCAUCAAGGAACUAAGAAACGCACAAAGAUAUGGCUGCGCAAGGGCGAUCCAGUUUCUUAUCCAUAUGUGGAGAAGAAGUGAUGAUUUUCGGAGCCAGCAAGUAUUUUGUCUAUCAACGCCAACCUCAACCAACAUACACGAUAUAACUAGGACCAAAUUUUCCAAAACUAACCGGUCGAUACCGGACCGCAUUUGCGUCCAGUUGGCCCCAACACGCCUUCAGCCCAGCUCCGAAUUCAAUCACACUCUAUGCCGGAAAAGCUCGGUGGCCUUCCGAACCCAGGUGCGUCUUGAGCAAUGAUUCAGGUACAGCAUUUGAGUGCGAGGCUAUAUCGUGCAUUUGGCCAUACAUCAAGCAAGAUAUGACGCUCCCUUGUUUAAAAAAGAAAAGAUGAGACAAGUUAGAUUUGGAAAUUGGGGUUAAAUAACUCAGGGCUGGUAGCUCGAAGCAAAGCAAGAGCUUCUUGAUGCCAAGAUUUGUAUUAUAGACGGAGGGUGACUUGGCCUGCGCCUGGCAGCCUAGCAUCCUAGCAGCCUCGCGGGUGUGUAAACCCGCGAACAGCCGCACUUUCACAUGCACGUGCACCACAGGCACAAUUGUUCAUAUGUAAUGUUCCUCAAA
Molecule: messenger RNA, 1913 nt
Organism: Exophiala mesophila
Lineage: Eukaryota; Fungi; Ascomycota; Eurotiomycetes; Chaetothyriales; Herpotrichiellaceae
Product: mitochondrial genome maintenance protein mgm101
Exons: 5
Coding region: 590-1372 (260 amino acids)
Biological process (GO): interstrand cross-link repair; recombinational repair
Cellular component (GO): mitochondrial nucleoid; mitochondrial chromosome
Molecular function (GO): single-stranded DNA binding
Source: RefSeq, a predicted model, not a curated record